UUCUUCACGUAGUGUUUUUAAAGGUGAGAGCGCUUUUUUCCACCACUUCCACAUUUCAACAUCAGACGCGAAGAUGGGAAGAAGUUGGAUUAUCUUCUCAUGAAGAACGGCGUCAAAACGGAGCAUUUCGCGCCUUCGCUGAUUGGCGGCUUUAUUAUACCAAGCUGCAGACACGGGGACGAAUCCCUACGUGGAUGUGUGUGUUUUUUUUCUACGUGAGAUUGAAUGAAGGUGGACGUGCAGCAGUUGGAAGAAGAAGAAGACAUCUGAAGAGGAAAAGAAGAAGAUGCAGCAGGUCGUGUCUGUGGACCGAAACACCCUGUGCCUGUUUGACGUGGACGGUACUCUGACAGCACCCCGAGAGAAAAUAGACCCACGGCUGGAUGACUUCUUCCAAAGUCUACGACGCAAAGUCAAGAUUGGUAUCGUUGGAGGGUCCGACUAUUCCAAGAUAGCGGAGCAGCUCGGGGAAGGAGACGAUGUCAUACGCAAGUUUGACUACGUGUUUGCAGAGAACGGCACGGUGCAGUACAAAGAUGGAAAACUCCUUUCAAAACAUGCUAUCCAGAACCACAUUGGGGAGGAGCUGCUGCAGGACCUGAUCAACUUCUGCCUGAGGUACAUGGGGCUCAUCAAACUGCCAAGGAAAAGGGGGACCUUUAUUGAGUUCAGGAAUGGAAUGCUCAACAUUUCCCCCGUGGGUCGGAGCUGCACCUUGGAGGAGCGAAUCGAAUUCUCCGAGAUUGAUAAGAAAGAAAAAAUCCGGGAGAAAUUUGUUGCAGCUUUGAAAGAGGAAUUUGCUGGGAAGGGACUGAGGUUCACCAAAGGUGGACUCAUCAGCUUUGAUGUGUUUCCAGAAGGCUGGGACAAGAGACUAUGUCUAGAUCUGCUCCAAAGUGAAGGCCUGGACGCCAUUUACUUCUUUGGCAAUGAGACGUCUGAUGGUGGAAACGAUUAUGAAAUCUUCAACGACCCGCGGACCAUCGGCUUCACCGUUUACUCUCCAGAAGAUACCGCCAGGCUUUGUCGAGAACUUUUCCUCAGCGAUGCGUCACAUGAGUCCUGAUGGUGCGUUUGUUUUCCCGAGAACUGUGUCAUGAUGCCUGCUGAAAGACAACAAGGGGUUGGUUGUUUGCGAACUCCUCGAAUGCACCACUACUGAUUCCGCUCUAUAGUAUUAAUAGAAUUAUUGAAAAUACGGGACUCAUAUUUGAAUGAAAGGUACAAGUACUACUGUACACCAGAGUAGCGCAUUUUUUUUGCACUGAUGUUUUUAUUCACUGUAAUUGAAACAAUAAUGAAGUUAUUAUAUUUAGUUAUGUGAGUCCAUAGUCAAAUAUUGUAAAAAACAUUCCAGUGUCUCAGAACUGGAUGUUAUUUAUUGGUGUUACUUCACGUUUAUAUUAUAAAGAUGCUGGAAUUUGCUUACUUGUACGGCAAAAUUGGAGCAACGACUAAAGCAGCAUUUGUCCGCUUUAUUUAUAUUUCAAAUUGCAGCACAUUCAGCUAUGGAACUAUGCAAACUUACUCACAACUUUGUAUAUUAAGCCAUUUCAUGUCCUGCAUGCUAUAAUGUGCUAUAAUAAUGACGUAGAGUAAAUGUUAUUGUGUGUCUGUGUAAUACUGUGAACAUUUCACUUGUCAGCGACAAGAUGUGUGUAGCCUACACUGCUAAUUGUAAGAUUAAUUAAUAAUUAAUGUUUUUCCACCCAUCAUGGGUUGAAACGAAUUUUUGACAAUGCAUGAGCUCAUAAAUCAGUGUAUAUAUUUCACAUAUUGCUCAGAUGUAUUGUUUGUACAAACGGAGCAUCAUGUGAUUAAUUAAUUAAAAUACCAUAACAGAUAUAUUUGCUUCUGCAUAUGUCAAAUUAUUCGUAUCCCAGAUUUUAUUGCUAAAUUUCAUAGCAAUACACAUCAUUCUUAAGUAAACUUUGCUCUGUUUAAGGGGAAUUAAGCAUUUUAGAAAGGAAAAUAAUAUGAAAAUAGUAUUUGAAAUGAAUAUCUUAACAGAUUUCCAGUCGUGAUGGCUAUUUAAGUGUUUUUUGUAAAUGUUUAUGGAAGUUUGAUCAUAUUUAAUCGCCGUUUCCACCAUAUUUCAGCAUAAGUGGUGUAUUAACGUGCAGUCGUCACUAGGGGGCAGUGUUGCGUCUCCUCUUGCCUGGUCUUGGGAAUUUUACGUCAGUUUAGUGUGCUUGACGGACUUCCUCUUUCUGCUCCUACGAAUGUCAAAUUUGCUGUGUUUCAUUUAUUGUAUCCUUUUAUUUGCAACACAGUCACCAAAUAAAAAAUCACUUUAACUCAAACGUUGACCAGAGUAUGAAUUGAUUUAAAUCUAAGAUC
Doryrhamphus excisus (bluestripe pipefish) is the source of this 2340-nucleotide messenger RNA. It is a transcript of the gene pmm1, whose product is annotated as phosphomannomutase 1. Gene Ontology annotation, molecular function: phosphomannomutase activity. The record is from RefSeq and is a predicted model, not a curated record. Gene Ontology annotation, cellular component: cytosol. NCBI's taxonomy places the organism in Eukaryota, Metazoa, Chordata, Actinopteri, Syngnathiformes, Syngnathidae. Gene Ontology annotation, biological process: mannose metabolic process; protein N-linked glycosylation; GDP-mannose biosynthetic process.